CUGUUGCCAUCGGUAUUUGGGGCCACUGAUCUUCAGGAAGGGAGGAGCUCAUGUCCCAAGUGGCUCAAGAGUGAGAAGCUUUCUGCAUAAGCUUCAAUGGCUUCACAACCCUGUGGUCUACGCUGCGCGUGUUGGGCCCCGGUGUUUGGUUUUUGCUCCAUUCUUUCGAACUCUCUUCUCAACAUCAUGAGGAAUUGAUACGCAGCGAGCCGUGCAGACAUGAAGGACCAUCAAGGAUCAAGGUCAUCGAAGGCCCCCAGACCGACGAUUAUAAAUAAAGCGAGUCGACGAACAGACUCCAGACAUUCUCCUCUCUCAUCCUCAUCCGAUUCAUCAGUCACUCGCUCACUGUCAUCGUGUAGGGAAGGCGGGAACCUUUCACUUCUUCUCUCAGUCAAUCGUUUUUUACCAUUUUCUCUCAUUUCCCACCUUACCCCCUUCUCAUACAUCAUGAGGGUCACUGCCACCGUCGCCGUUGCCGUCCUCGCCGGACUGGCCCAGGCUCAGAUGCUUGUCUCGACCCGUCCGGCCGGCUGGCAGCCGUCGCAGCCCGACUUCCCCCCGGUGCCCCUGGACCCGAAGACCGUCGUCGAGACGACCGUGACCCGGGUCUUUGUGCCCGGCCACGGCCGGCCGACCUGGACUUGGAGCACAAAGGUCGUCACCGUCACCCAGCCUUGCACGACCACCUCGACGACUACCCCUUGCACCACAUCCACCAGGAAGCACGAGCCUACCCCGUGCUCUACUUCCAAGAAGCCUACCACGACUCCUUGCUCGACCUCCAAGAAGCCCACCACGACUCCUUGCUCGACCUCCAAGAAGCCUACCACAACUCCUUGCUCGACCUCCAAGAAGCCCACCACGACUCCUUGCUCGACCUCCAAGAAGCCCACCACGACUCCUUGCUCGACCUCCAAGAAGCCCACCACGACCCCGUGCUCUACUUCCAAGAAGCCUACCACAACUCCUUGCUCGACCUCCAAGAAGCCCACCACGACUCCUUGCUCUACGUCUAAGAAGCCUACCACGACUCCUUGCUCGACCUCCAAGAAGCCUACCACGACUCCUUGCUCGACCUCCAAGAAGCCUACCACGACUCCUUGCUCUACUUCUAAGAAGCCGACAACCACUCCUUGCUCUACCUCCAAGAAGCCCACGACCACUCCUUGCACCACCUCAACCAAGAAGACCACCACCCCCUGCGCGUCUUCUACUUCCAAGAAGUCCACAACCACCCCCUGCAAGUCUUCUUCUAGCUCCAAGAAGUCCUCGACCACCCACAAGCCCAAGACGACCUCCAAGAUCGUGACCUCUAGCCGCCGCCACAACGCCACGACCCCUUGCACCUCAGCCAUCAAGGAGACAACCACCCACAAGCCCAGAACCACCACGACCGCCAAGGCCUCGACCUCCGCCGUUGUCGUCGUCUUGUCUUCGCAGAAGGCUGUUCCCCCUUCGUCCCAGCCCGUUGUCGUGGUCUCGUCCCAGCUCGCCGUGCCGCCUGCGUCUUCGGCUCCCGUCGUCGUGGCGUCUUCGCAGAAGGCUGUCCCCGUCACCCCUCAGGCCUCGAGCACACCUUGCCCUACGGUCACCAGAGUCCGUUACCACAACUCUACCGUCACGGCGAACACGCCUGCCACUGUCCCUUCGCAGCCUCCCGCUCAGCCUCCCGCGCAACCCCCGGCGCAGCCUCCCGCUCAACCUCCUGCUCAACCUCCCGCGCAGCCUCCCGCUCAACCUCCUGCUCAACCCCCGGCGCAGCCUCCUUCUCAACCUCCCGCUCAGCCUCCUGCUCAACCCCCUGCGCAGCCUCCUUCUCAACCUCCCGCUCAGCCUCCCGCCCAGCCUCCUGCUCAACCCCCUACUCAACCCGCUGUUCAGCCGCCUGCGCAACCCCCUGCCCAGACUCCGGCGCAGCCUCCCGCCCAGCCGCCCACCACUGGAGGCAAGCCCUCCACGGUCCCCACCGCUGGCGGCAGCUACCUCAAGGCACCUCUCACCCUCGGCGGUGCCCUCAUGGUCGCCGCCUUCUUCCUCUGAGUGUCUCUAUAACUUCACGGAAGACGCUUUUGCAAAGAAGUUCGAGGGGGGGCAGAGGAAGGGGUACGGCCUGCUGCAGAGUAGCUACUGAAAAGCAGUUACUGGAAAGUAGUAGACUUCUGCCUAUCUCUCUUCUUCCUAUGUUCUAGCUUCAUCUGAGUUGAAGCGUGUGGAAUGGAGUUGAAUGGCCAGUCUUACCAGACCAAAAAAGGAGGAGGAAAAAGUGUUACAGUGGAAGAGCAUAUAGGAACCAACUUUGGCUCGAGCUUGGAUAAAAGACUUAAUCUGUCAGGUCGUAAUAUCCUGUCGCCCCGCCUUUUGUUCAAGCAUCUCGUCAACUGCUUCUAGUCUUGUAGUUUUUGUAGUGUAAGUCACUAGACUUUAAAGUUCCCGCCUUAAUACAACACUUUGGAAACCACUCCAUUUUGUCAAAAA
Molecule: messenger RNA, 2478 nt
Organism: Colletotrichum phormii
Lineage: Eukaryota; Fungi; Ascomycota; Sordariomycetes; Glomerellales; Glomerellaceae
Exons: 1
Coding region: 220-2043 (607 amino acids)
Source: RefSeq, a predicted model, not a curated record